Messenger RNA from Aspergillus saccharolyticus JOP 1030-1, 477 nucleotides. RefSeq lists its product as uncharacterized. Lineage: Eukaryota; Fungi; Ascomycota; Eurotiomycetes; Eurotiales; Aspergillaceae. Bases 127 to 408 code for a protein of 93 amino acids. The transcript has a single exon. The record is from RefSeq and is a predicted model, not a curated record.
GCAGGAACAACCAGAAUGCGCCAAAGGAAGUGACAUCCACGCCUACCGGAGGAAUCAUUGAGGAGAGUUCCAUGAAGCGUACUUCAAUGAGAAACUACAAGAGCUGAAGAGCUUCAGCUUCAAGGAAUGGAGAAAACACAAGACUCGGUGCCAUCAUAUCACAUCCAUUAUCCAUUUUUAUGGUCGAAGAUUACCAUGGCGCAACAUGACAGAGAACCCCACGCGUAUCUGGAAGAGCCAAAGGGGUAUAAUAUAGACUUGCUGGACGAAUCUCUCACCCGGGUCCAGACACAGUUUCUGUGUCGGAACCCGGAAGAGAGAUUUCUUGUUGCGGUUCUUCUUCCCGCCGAAGAAUUCAUUGCGUUAAUUCUUUCUUUCAAUGUGUUUUUGGAAUUGUUGUUGAAUUGAAAUGGGAAAACGUUAAAUUCCAGCUCCCGGAAAAACCGCCCAAAAGCCAUGAUAAAAUUCCUUUAGCUC